Molecule: messenger RNA, 1644 nt
Organism: Papilio machaon (common yellow swallowtail)
Lineage: Eukaryota; Metazoa; Arthropoda; Insecta; Lepidoptera; Papilionidae
Product: myrosinase 1
Exons: 9
Coding region: 75-1580 (501 amino acids)
Biological process (GO): carbohydrate metabolic process
Molecular function (GO): beta-glucosidase activity
Source: RefSeq, a predicted model, not a curated record
UGAAGAGGAGAGAGGUGGCCCUCCCGCGGACCAGUUGGUUAUCGUAACUCCACGGCGACACAGCGCGCGGCAAAAUGGCGUUCCGCGCUAUUAUCACUCUAUUUACACUCUACCAAUUGAGUCAUGCACACUACACCAAAUUCCCGGAAGGGUUUACAUUCGGUGUGGCAACUGCCUCGCAUCAGAUUGAAGGCGCGUGGAAUGUCAGUGGAAAGUCAGAAAAUGUAUGGGACCGGUUAACCCACACGCGUCCAGAGAUGAUCGCUGACGGCACUAAUGGUGACGUGGCGUGUGACUCGUACAACCGGUACCUGGAGGACGUGGAGGAGCUGGCCUACCUCGGCGUCGACUUCUACCGCUUCUCAUUGUCUUGGUCCCGUAUUCUGCCCACCGGCCGCGUCGACUACGUCAACCCAGACGGCAUCCGGUACUACAACGCUCUGCUAGAUGCCCUCGCUGAGAACAAUAUUGAACCAUUGGUAACUUUGUUCCAUUGGGACUUGCCUCAAUCACUCCAAGAUCUCGGCGGUUGGGCGAACCCGAAAAUGAUCGACUACUUCCGCGACUACUCGGACCUUUGCUUCAGGGAGUUCGGUCACCACAUCAAAUCAUGGAUCACAUUCAACGAACCCUACGAAAUCUGUGAGGACGCGUAUGGUGAUGAAAAGAAAGCACCAGCCAUUGACAGUCACGGCGUAGGAAAUUAUCUGUGCAGUGACACCCUCCUCAAAGCCCACGCUGAAGUGUACCACCUCUACAAUGAGACAUACAGGCCGAAGCAGGACGGAAAGAUCAUGAUCUCCAUCAAUUCCAUCUGGUAUGAGCCGAGCGAUCCAAGCAACGCUGAACAAGUCGCCUUAGCUGAGGUCGCAAAUCAGUUCAAAUUCGGAUGGUUCGCACACCCGAUCUUUACGGCAGAAGGCGGCUACCCUGCCGUGAUGAUCGAGAACGUCGCUCAGCAGAGCGCCGCCGAGGGCCUGCCCAAGCCUCGUCUCGAACAGUUCGACGACUACUGGAUACAGCGCAUCAAGGGAACUUCAGAUUUCCUCGGCAUCAACCACUACACGACGCAUCUCAUCACCGGUGCUGGAGUCGACCCCAUCGCUAAGUCUCCCUCCUGGCUCAAGGAUAUCGGCGCAGUCACGACAAUGGAUGUCGGCGGUGAAUCCGCUUCCGAAUGGCUUAGGAUUGUACCGACUGGCUUCGCCAACCUCCUGCGAUGGUGCAAGAGCUCGUACAAUGACCCUCCUAUCUAUAUCACUGAGAACGGCUGCUCGGACCGCGGCACGCUUGAGGACUAUGGACGUAUCAAAUACUUUAAUGAUUACCUGACAGAGAUCCUGAACGUUAUUUAUGAAGAUGGAGUUAAAGUAUUGGGUUACACGGCGUGGACUUUGAUGGACAACUUCGAAUGGAGAGCUGGAUUCUCCGAACGCUUCGGUUUAUACUACGUAGAUAUAUCAGACCCAGCGAGACCGCGCACGCCCAAGCUGUCAGUGGAGUACUUCAAGCAGCUCGUCGCCAACCGAGAGCUGCCGCAGGAUGACCGCUUUAAGGAUCCCGCGGUGAGGAAAUCAUAAUGCAUGCGGUGUUGGAUCCAUGGGACUUGCUGACACACUUUUAGAAUUUGUUAAAUAGACAUAU